Gastrolobium bilobum is the source of this 1719-nucleotide messenger RNA. RefSeq lists its product as uncharacterized. Gene Ontology annotation, molecular function: nucleic acid binding; zinc ion binding. The coding region runs from base 1 to 1719 and encodes 572 amino acids. The transcript has a single exon. NCBI's taxonomy places the organism in Eukaryota, Viridiplantae, Streptophyta, Magnoliopsida, Fabales, Fabaceae. The record is from RefSeq and is a predicted model, not a curated record.
AUGGCAGGAAAUCGCGGUUCCACUCGGGGAAGACCAAGCAAUGCAGAAGAAGACCUUAUCACCACUGUCGGAGGACUAGCGACGUUCGUGCAGAACAUGAGCCAGGAAUGGCGAAACUAUCAACAACAAAAUCAGAAUCAACCCCCGCCAUUCGACUAUGCGGAGGAAAUUGCCAGGCGGAGAUUGAAGGAUUUCCGUAAUUUCCAGCCACCUAUUUUUGAAGGUGGAGAUGAUCCAGAGACUGCAGCUCGGUGGCUGCAGAUGAUUGAGCAUGUAUUUGAGCGCAUGAGAUGUCUCGAGGCUCAGAAAACUGAAUACGCAUCGUAUCAGCUGAUCGGAGAAGCCCUUACUUGGUGGACUAGUGCAAGAGCCCUGCUGCGAGCGCAGAAUGUGGAAUUGACAUGGGUCGUGUUCAGACGAGUUUUCCUGGACAAGUAUUUUCCUCAGGCUAUGAGAAGGAUGAAACACUCCGAGAUGUUGGCACUGCGUCAGGACAACAUGACGGUUACCGAAUAUAUCUCUAAGUUCGGGCAACUAAUGGAGUACGCCAACUUCGACCGCAACAUUUAUGAUGAGCCAUGGCAGGUGGAAAAAUAUGAGAGCGGGUUACAUCCGGAGAUCCGCAAGCUCAUGUUGACCACUGCAAACCGGUCAUUGCCUGAAGUAAUUAACCAGAGUAGGCAGGCGGAAGCAAUCAUCAAUGAGGCCCAGAACCUGAAUAAGCAACCAACCCAGUCUCAGGGAGGAAGCAAAGUUGGCCGAUUCUUCAAGAAGAUUACCGGAAUGGGUAAAGGCAAGAAUCCUCAGAUGCAAGCUCGAGCCAGAAUUUUCAAGAAGAACAAUGCUCCUGGUCAGACAUCUACUGGAAGACAGAAUUAUGCUUGCCCUACUUGCGGGAAGAAUCACACUGGAGUUUGUCGUCGAGCAAGUAACUUGUGCUAUGCUUGUGGACAGUCAGGACAUUUUGUUUCCGAUUGCCCGCAGAAUCCUAACAGGAAUUCUACUCAAGCUCGGGUAUUCACCCUAGAUGCCAAUGAAGCUCAGAAAUAUCUGAACCUGAUCAAAGGUAACGUGAUUUUAAAUGGUUAUCCUAUGUCUGUUAUUUUUGAUUCGGGUGCAUCGGGCUCUUUUAUGGCAAAACACACCGCUCUAAGAAUAGGCAUUACCCUGGCUCCAUUGCCCUACGAGUUGAACAUCAGUACUCCUACUGGAGGGCAUUGUACAGCCUCAGAGAUCUGCCGAGGUGUUAUUCUACAAUUUGAAGGAAACACGUACACCGUGAGUUUGGUGGUCCUACCGGUAUUCAACUUCGAUGUGAUUAUCGGAAUGGACUGGUUGUCGGAAAAUGGAAUGACGCUGGAUUGUCAGGCAGGGAAGGUCAUUGUUCCUCCGAGAGAUGGUAAUUCUCUUUCUUUCUCUACUAUUUCAUUAUUACAAGUUAGGAAAGAGCUCAUUCGAGGAGCUGCCGGAUAUUUGCUGUUAAUGGAGUCCGAGACUUCAGUUGGCAAAUCAAUUCGGGAUGUACCUGUUGUCAAUGAAUUCGAGGAGGUGUUUCUGGAUGAAAUUCCUCGAUUACCCCCUCAUAGGGAAAUUGAAUUCCCCAUUGAACUUAUUCCCGGAGUUGGACCUAUAUCCAUUGCUCCGUAUCGUAUGGCACCUUUGGAACUUAGAGAAUUAAAGAAGCAAAUAGAAGAGCUGCUGGAAAAGGAGUUCAUUUGA